AUGCUGGAUUUACAAAAUGAUGACCGAACAAUAGCCCUCACUAAAGAAUUCAAGAAAAUGAAGCCACCAUCUUUCCACGGGGAUGUGGACCCAUUGAAGGCUGAUGCUUGGGUCCUUGGCAUUGAGAAGUUAAUCGCAGUAUUCCGAUGCCUGGAGACACAGAAAAUGCAAUUGGCCACCUUCACACUAGAAGAUGAAGCAAGAAGGUGGUGGAUGCUAAUCUGUGAUGAUAACAAGGGCAUUGACUGGGUACAAUUUAUUGUAGUCUUUUACGAGAAAUACUUUCCACAGUCUAUCUGUGAUAGAAAGGUGUCAGAAUUUGAAGGACUAAAGCAAGGCAAUCUGACUGAAGCUGAGUAUGAAGCCAAGUUCACUAAAUUGGCUAGAUUAGCUCUGCAUAUGGUUGACAUUGACUAUAAAAAGGCGAGGAAGUUUGAAAAUGGCCUUCGAAAUGACAUCCUAGAAAGGGUGAAUGUCUUAAAAUUGCCCACUUCUGUUGAUGUGCUAGAUCGAGCUUUAAUGUCAGAAAUUAACAUGGUGAAGCGAGGUAAACCAUCGGCUGACUGGAAGGCUAAGAGGUUGUCAUGA
Messenger RNA from Camellia sinensis, 588 nucleotides. RefSeq lists its product as uncharacterized. The record is from RefSeq and is a predicted model, not a curated record. Lineage: Eukaryota; Viridiplantae; Streptophyta; Magnoliopsida; Ericales; Theaceae.